GGAUUUAAACGACUAUGCGCGUCACUCGCUCGACGCGAUUAGACUAAAAGCGUUUAAGGUUUCCUGGUGCGUUUAGACGGCCCGUCGAUAGAAUUCGGCAUCCUCGACUUUGUCCCGCUUAUCAGCGUAACGAAACGCGGCACACGUGCAUCAAAGUGAGGGAGAAAAUUAAAAGCUGAUUUUUCAGUCUCCUUUGUAAAAUGAGUAACGCGAUAAAAAUGGACUGGCUCAGCUCCGCCGAAGGCGAGUCGUUACUACAUCACUUUUACGCUCGUUCGACUAAUAAGAGACGAUUUUACGGCAUAUUAGAAAGACCACCGAUACCAUCGUCGAUAGAAGAAGUCUCGUACAAAAUAUUCAUGGCAGGAAAAUCGGGUGUCGGAAAGACUUGCGUCGUGUCGCGUCUUUCCGGAAUAAAAGGAUCAUCGUCGAGCGGAGUUUACGUCGAAACGAACGGUAUAAAAAGAACGACGAUAUUCUGGCCUGUUAAAAUAUGGGACAAGGUUGUACUGUUCAAAUUGCAAUUCUGGGACGCAUCUGAGAACAGCAUCAAAAAGUACAGCCACAUUUUACCCGCCUGCAAAGACAAAGUCGACGCGAUUUGCAGUGUAUUUUCCUUCGACGAUACGGCGACUUUCAACGACCUUCCACAGCUGAUGAACUCAAUGGCAGCGACGAAAGAAAAACCAGCUAGCAUCGUGGUCGGAACAAGGUACAAGGUUUGGUCGACGCUCGCCGUGUCCGAUGUGCAGGUUAAAGAAUUUGAAGACAAGUGGAAAGUGAAAGUGAUAAGAAUAGAUACCAACAAGGCGGUGGCGAGACCCGAAAUCUUCGAUUGCUCCUAUCAGCUGAACUGGAUUUGUUCGGCGCUUUGGGACAGAGACCAAGAAUUUAUAUCCAAACAAGUCGUACAAGUUUGAUUCGACCGACAAGAUAAAGAUUUUAUUACAACAAUCACA
This is a messenger RNA of Neodiprion virginianus, 959 nucleotides long. Its product is annotated as ciliogenesis and planar polarity effector 2-like. The record is from RefSeq and is a predicted model, not a curated record. Gene Ontology annotation, molecular function: GTPase activity; GTP binding. The transcript is spliced from 5 exons. NCBI's taxonomy places the organism in Eukaryota, Metazoa, Arthropoda, Insecta, Hymenoptera, Diprionidae. The coding region runs from base 201 to 920 and encodes 239 amino acids.